GCGAUUCAUCGUCGACGCCGAGCGGCGACGACAGGUCCACCACAAACAGGCCGUUUACGUCAAUCCGAUCUCGGCACCAUCCCGGGGUGGGGAAGAGCGGUUUCGUGUCGUGGAAGGCUAUAAAGCCCCACCAAUCGUUCGUGCCGUCGACAGUCCAUACGCCCUCUCGAAACGACGAUGUAGUGCGUCCGAAAAACCGACGGGGACCAAGCUACGUUGCACGCGGACGAGCCGAUUUACGCUCGCGCACUUGUCCCGCACGAGUCCGCGAUAGUUCCACGCGCCGCACCCGGGAAACCACGUGCGAUCUACAGCGCGAGCGCACAUCUACGUCGCGCGCGAUCCGCGAGGAUUCGAACGGAGCGGGAUACAUCGGGACACCCUCUGUGUGAUCUCCCUUCUCUUCUCGCUCCACCGCGACCACCGCAAAGUGAAUCUGUUCGUCUUUUUGUGGAUUAUUGACUUCGUACCUCUGCGCGCGGUUGCAUCCCGCGCUGUGUCGUCCUUUGCACGAGAAAGAGAGCUUACCAGGAGGACAUGUUUACUUGAAGCAGAAUACUGUUUUAACAGAAAAAAUUAAGGACAAGGCACUUGUUCUACAGCUGAAAGACACCGCGACGAUGACGGCCAUGGUCGAGUCCACGAAAGCCGAGGAGGGCAAGGCCUCGAAGAAGAUCGAGACUUUCGACGACAUCCUGCCGUACGUCGGCGAGGCGAGCAGAUACCAAUGGUUCCUGUUCUUUCUGCUGCUACCGUUCACCUUCGUCUACGCUUUCCUGUACUUCGCGCAGUUCUUCAUCACCCUCAUCCCCGCCGAGCACUGGUGCACCAUACCGGAGCUGGAGCAUUGGAAUCUCACCGACUAUGAGCAAAUCGCGAUAGCGAUCCCGCCGGCUACCUCGGAGGAGUUGCAGCUGGAGACCGCCACGCCGUUCUCAAGAUGCUACAUGUACGACGUGAAUUACACCGAGCUGCUCGAGCAGGGUGUCAGGCAAGCCAAUAUGUCGUGGCCGACGAUAAAGUGCAGGCAUGGAUGGACUUUCAAUCACACGAUGGUACCGUACGCCUCCAUCGCCGCCGAGCUCGAAUGGGUCUGCGACAAGACAUUCCUGGGCUCCGCGGCUCAGUCGGCCUUCUUCGUCGGCAGCAUCAUCGGCGGCCUCAUAUUCGGCUACAUAGCUGAUCAUUACGGCAGAAUACCGGCGCUAGUCUCCUGCAACGCUGUGGGAUUCUUCGCCUCGAUCGCGACGGCCUUCUGCAACAGCUUCUGGUCCUUCUGCAUCGCCAGGAUGAUCGUCGGCUCAUCGUUCGACAACUGCUUCAACGUCCUCUUCAUCAUAGUGAUCGAAUACGUCGGCCCGAAGUAUAGAACUUUGGUGGCGAACAUGUCCUUUGGAAUUUACUUUGCCAUCGCCGCCAGUCUGCUGCCGUGGAUCGCGUAUUGGAUCGCCGACUGGAGAAUUUUAAGCGUCGUUACCGCAUUCCCGAUGAUCGUCGCUUUCCUGGGGCCGUGGCUUGUUCCAGAAAGUGCACGAUGGUACAUUAUGAGCGGCCAUAUGGACAAGGCGGUCGACAUGCUAAAGAAAUUCGCGAAGGUCAACGGCAAGGAAGUGAAGCCGGAAAUAUUCGAGGAAUUCGAGAAGAGCUGCAAGGCCAUGCUCGAGAGGAACCAAUUGCACAAUCAAUACACCGUACUGGAUCUCUUCAAAUUGCCACGGCUGGCUCGUAUCACCAUUAUACUCGUUAUUUACUGGCUCUUGAUCAUCUGGGUAUUCGACGGGCACGUUUGGAACAUGAAGUUGUUGGAUCCCGAUGUAUUCACAUCCUUCUCCUUGGCCGCCAUGACUGAGCUUCCGGCCGCGAUUCUCUUGGCGCUUUUCCUUGAUAGAUGGGGCAGACGAUGGAUGGGCUUCGCCUCGAUGUUCAUAUGCGGCGUCUUCUCGCUAAUCGCAAUCCUGACUCCUCCCGGUGCAUUAACCGUCACCAUGGCGAUCUUGGCGCGCCUUGGUGUCAAUAUCGCCGCGAAUAUCGGUUUCCAAUACGCGGCUGAAAUGUUGCCGACCGUGGUACGGGCGCAAGGUGUGUCGCUGAUUCACAUUAUUGGUUACACCGCCCACAUCAUCGGUCCCUAUGUGAUCUAUUUGGCCGAUGUGCACCCCCAUUUACCGCUGAUCGUUCUUGGCCUCUUGUCGUUCGUGGUCGCGUUCCUAACUUUGGCGUUGCCGGAAACCUUGAACCAAGAGUUGCCCGAGACUCUACAAGAGGGUAACGACUUCGGCAGGGACCAGAGCUUCUGGUGGAUACCAUGCAUAUCCUCCACCCCGCAGGUGAAGAAGUCGCUGAGGAAGCAGAAGAAGGAGGGUAUGACGAACGUGGCCUUCCACGGCAGCAUCCAGACAAUCGACUCCACCAGAUUAUAGCGGCCGUGCGGUCGCGGCAGAGGAUUUGCCAAAAUCGUUGUAAAUAACUCACGUGUGAUCUUAGGUGUUUUUUCCUCGAAGCUCGUGUGAGAUGCGACGGACACGUCGGGCGCGUGUGAUGUGCGGUGACCCAAGCGAACUGCGGACGCAGUGGUGUGGACCAAGUGGACGAUGGUAUAAGUGCAGGAUGCGCCGCCAGGCAUUCCGGGGGGUGCACGCUCACUUGAGCGGGCACGAAUGCGCGCGGAGUGCACUUCGAAUCGCCGAACGCGACCGUCUCGUGAGUGUAGAAUUACUUCUCGGGUCGUUUCUUCGCGACACACACGUGCACAGAGUAUAUACCGAUAUUCCCUUUUCGAUUGUCGACUCGCGGCUCUGCAAGACGCAGCGUGAUACACAGCUAUUUAACUACGUAGCUUUAGAUUAGUCACAACGUAACGAGUAACUUACUUACAUCGUAUCCGCGGGAUAUCACAAAGGGACAUUCAGCCUUGCUGGUUCGUUGCUCAUUCCUUCCUAGAUAAAACGGAGCUUCAGACUCAGAGGGCGAUUAUGCGUAGCGAAUGACACAUAGAUUCGCGUUCUGUUGUACUCUUGAUACUUUUUCAAUCAUACAGCAGACCAGACGAAUCGACAAAGGGACCGCAGUCCCUCUCUUGAUAUAUCAUCAAGAAUUGUUACGAAAUUGCCAUGCGCCAGUGGCAACGGCGAUCACAAUCAAUUAGUUACAUAAGUAGAAAAUUCUAUGUAAUUUAAAGCGGGUAGACUAACGCGACCUUCGUCGCAUCGCAAAUGGAAUCUCUCAUCUGCAUUUACUGCCAGAUCUGAAAAUUGUUGAGAAUCACAAAUAUAUGAAAUCGCAACCUCUACAGUUCAUUCCAUCUCGUCAAUUGCGAUCUCUAGAAUCAACUGAAUUACUGAUGAGAAAUUAAACAAAUAGCAUACAUUUUA
Molecule: messenger RNA, 3371 nt
Organism: Odontomachus brunneus
Lineage: Eukaryota; Metazoa; Arthropoda; Insecta; Hymenoptera; Formicidae
Product: carcinine transporter-like
Exons: 11
Coding region: 621-2420 (599 amino acids)
Biological process (GO): transmembrane transport
Cellular component (GO): membrane
Molecular function (GO): transmembrane transporter activity
Source: RefSeq, a predicted model, not a curated record